Molecule: messenger RNA, 3075 nt
Organism: Capronia coronata CBS 617.96
Lineage: Eukaryota; Fungi; Ascomycota; Eurotiomycetes; Chaetothyriales; Herpotrichiellaceae
Exons: 4
Coding region: 1-3075 (1024 amino acids)
Source: RefSeq, a predicted model, not a curated record
AUGCUUCACGUCGCCUUCUUCAUCCACCUGGUGGUGGCGCUCUUUGCCCUCACCUCUGGUGCUACCGAUCUGGCAACCUUUACGGUUACAGAGACGGCUAGCCAGCUUGUUUCUCUUGGUCUUCCUCUCACUGCCACUGUCACUGCUACUGCGGUCACUUCCAACGUCAGCGUCGCCGUCGCCGGCACACUCGUCAGUCCAUCUGUCGUCGCCACGCUCACUGAAACUGUCUCUACUGGUUUGACUUCCAACGCGACUGUGACUGAUGACACUGCAAAUUCCACUGCGGCACACGCAUCAGUUGAAAUCUCUACCGGAACGACCACUACUGUGACCAGCACUAGGUCCCUUACUUCCACCAUUGUUCUCGGUACCAACUCCUCCACUGCCACUGUUGCCAGUAUCUCGACUGCAACUUUUGCCAAUACCUCCACUGUGACCAUUGCCAACACCUUGACUGCAACUGUGGUCAACGUUUCCACUGUGACUGCUGUGAAUACCUCGACUUUUACUGUCGCGAAUACUUCAGUCUCCGCACACCCAACUGCUCCAGUCUCAGUCCCUCUCCCUCUGUUGCCUCCAUUUGUCAAUACUACAUCCACAGUCACAGUGACUGCGAACUGCACCGACAAUAAUGGCAGCUUUGGCCAUACAGUGACCCAGACAUCCUAUGUCAGCGGUGGGUUGGUCUCGGUGUCUCGUACGACAUCUGUUCCUUUCAGCGACCCUGUUUCGGGCCACAAUGUGUCGACCAUGUUCGACCAGUCCAGCACCGUCAAUAUUGGCAGUAUCAUCCCAUUGAACGCAUCCACUACAGUGGUGCGCACUCUGACCGUCAUCCCCCGUCCUGCUGUCACAGCUACCGCUUCAUCUGUGUCCGUCUCUGCAUCGGUGUCUGGCGCAGUUGCAGUCAGUACUGUCUUGACUAGCAGUACCAGUACUAGCACUGAGAUUAUGACCAUCACUGCCAGCGGUCCUGGUGUUGCAACUAAUCAUACCUCUUCUGCCGGACUGAGCACCUUGACGACCAGCUUGAUGAGCACCCAGACUUUGACUGCAACUGCUAGCAUUCCAGCCACUACCACCAUUCACACCUCUUCUGCCGGAUUGAGCACCUUGACGACCAGCUUGAUGAGCACCGAGACUGUGACCAUCGUAGCCAGCAUCACAGCUACUACUGCGCACCCUGCAACCGCAACUGCAACCACCGAGUCAAGCACUUUGACCACCAGCCUGACAACCACUGUGAUUCCUCUGGUAUCUACAUCAAUCCGCACCCUGACCAACACUGAUACUGUGUCAUUGUCAUUAUCGAUUUUGUCGACCGCAGUCCCUGCCACCACCAGUGUUGUGACCAGCAGCAUUACGAGCACCAAGACUGUGACCAUUCCGGCCAUCAAUACUGCUCCUGCUUCUGCUUCUACUGCAGCGACAUCAGUUCUCUCCGGUUCCGAUGUGACCACCACCCUGACCAAGACCACCAUAGUCACGGUGACACCAGCAUCUAUCAGUAUCGCGUCUCUUGCGUCGCCGAGCACUGUCGCGGCUUCUAGUGCGCAAGACUCAGACACCUCUACUACAGUCACGCAGACACAGACCCUGACGAUCGUGGCGAGCACUCCUCUUACAACCCAGACUGUGACUGUUGUUGCAAACACCACUGGCGCCGGCACCAUUACGCAGUCCGGUCUUGCUGGAAAUGCCACCACCUUCGACACCACCAUCCAGUCUCUGACCACUAUCACCCAGGAGAACGUGACGGUCACUGUGACUGCUGCUGCUACCACUGUUGUCUUUACGACUUUGACCACCUCGGUGUCUGGCAAUGCUUCUGUAUCUGGAUCUGCAGGUACAGCCACAUCCACAUCUACCAUCACCCAGACUUUCAAUCAGACUCAGCAUACCGGCACAGCCAUUGGCACUGGUACUGGAACUGGAACUGGUAUAGUCAUCGGCACUGGGAUUGGUCUUGACACUCAGUCCAUCGGCAGCACUACCUUCCACCCCAUUCCCGUUCCCGCUCCGAUCUCAGCCACCCCGUCCAUCUGGCCACCGAUCACUCCAUCCACAGGCGGAGCCGGUCGCGCAGUCACCCCACCUGGCUUCUUCAAGCGGAUUGCUCGUCUAGUCGCCGUUGUCCAAGGAGUCGAGAAAGUCGAGAGCGAGAAAGUUGUUGUCGAAUCGAGCGGCGGAAGUGUCACUGCCAAUGCCAAUGUCUCCACGACCUGCACUACCAGCGGCACCACUGCUAUCCAGUCCAACGGCAGCACCACCAUUACGGAAGUGCCGACUCCUUCUGUCUCAGCAUCUGCAUCUACAGGAGCCGUCAACCCAACUUCCACUUCGACAACUACCGUCGUUUCUGCCAUCACCACCACUCGCUCCACGACCACCGUGACGGCCUUUGUGACUUCCCACACCACUGUUCCGGUAGUCAAUACUACUACAGUUCCACUGUCGGUGUCGGCGCAUCAGAUCAACGGUACUACUACUACUCAGAUUACUGGCACUGCCAAUGCCACGAUUAAUGCCACGACUGGUACUACGGCGACGAUUACUACCAUUUCACACAAUGGUACUUCUACCGGCUCAAGCACUAGCACUGGUACCGGCACCGGUACUGGCAACCAUACUGCUACCACUACGGCUACCAUGACAGCUACUGGUCUUCCUCUCAGUGAAAACAACGGGACUCUCGUCCUGAAUACCGUCUCCGCCACCACCAAUGCCAUCAGCAAUGCUACCAGCACCACCAACGCUACCAAUGCCUCCUUGAACGCCUUUGGCAAUCUAGCUCCGUUCCCGACUCUGCCUAGCACCGCUGAUCUUACUCCUACUCCGGCUGUGACGGUCCACGAGAGUGCGAGUGAUAGCAGCAGCGUCGCAACCACUACCACCCAUACGAGCACCUACACUCCAUCGACAACCAUGACUGCCACCGGUUCUGGUUCCGGUUUUGGCUUUACUACUUCGUCGGGUUCGAGUCUGGCUCACGCCAAUCCGCUGACCAAGUCGUCGAUCAUUGUUGGUGGCUUUAUGCUCGGCGCUGUUGCGGCAUGGCUGGUUGUCAUCUGA